This is a messenger RNA of Athene cunicularia (burrowing owl), 2856 nucleotides long. It is a transcript of the gene SLC19A1, whose product is annotated as solute carrier family 19 member 1. The coding region runs from base 933 to 2378 and encodes 481 amino acids. Gene Ontology annotation, biological process: folate transmembrane transport. The transcript is spliced from 6 exons. The record is from RefSeq and is a predicted model, not a curated record. Lineage: Eukaryota; Metazoa; Chordata; Aves; Strigiformes; Strigidae. Gene Ontology annotation, molecular function: folate:monoatomic anion antiporter activity; folic acid binding. Gene Ontology annotation, cellular component: apical plasma membrane; plasma membrane; basolateral plasma membrane.
AUGGACUUCUUUUUUAUUGACCGUGAUUUGGUGUUCUGCAAUUAGCAGGAUAAUCAGGUUUCUAGACCUUGCUCCUGCAGCCUGGAUUGGCACACGUGGAUUUUUAUGGCUCGAAAAGCGCCGUCCGUGACUUAUGGGAGUGAGGAGCACUGAGAGGACGCCUGGGCCAGGCCUUAUUCCUUCCUGCCCUCAUCCCGUGACUGCUAAUCGGGCCUCCCCGGCGCUGCCAGGUUUCCUAUGUCCAAACCUCAGGAUUUGAGCAUUUAAUCCCCCUCUGGACCAUGAACCUCAUGGCAUUUUUCAUUUUCCCCAGGCUGGGCGAUGCCACCUGAACAUCGUGUCCUGCUGGGGGAGAGCCGAAGGGCAGUCACUUGCCUGUGGCUCAGCUAAAGUCCUGCCAAGCACCCAACUAAUGUAUAACAUGAGCGGCCCUGCACCCAGUGUGCACAUUAACUCGCUUUCACAACCAGUGCAGUCCCCGCAACCGCUGCCAUCUUCUCCGGAGCAUCCUUGGCACAGGGCGCCUGCAUCCCUCUGCCUCCGGGUCUGCAGCACAGCGACUUGGUUCAGAGGGAAGUGUCACUUCUGGGAGGGGUUAAAACCCCACUGACUCUUAAAAGGGAGAAAAAGGAGGUGGUGGGAGCCCAGGAUGCCCUGCCGCAGAGCUGGGUGCUUCAUGCAUCCAGGCUCUUUCACACAUGGGAUUUACAAAUGCCGCCCUAAAUGGGCCCCCCCAGCUUUUGCACAGUGAGACAUGCAGCUGCUUUUCUUCUUGCAAGAACAUCUCCUGGGGAGAAGAAACCGCAGCGACGUGGCUUUCAAUGCAUUGGAAAGCGCCUGCGGCCGGAGAGGGGCUGCCUGGCCUGGCAAAGCCCAUCUAGCUGACAGUCCUUGGGAUAACGCCACUGUCCUGCUGCAGAGCCAGCGGAGCCAUGCCUAAGAAGGAUGACGACACCAAAAAGCCAGCGUCGGAGACGGUACCAGACCAGCGCUGGAAACUACAGGUCUUCUACCUCUGCUUCUAUGGCUUCAUGACGCAGGUCCGGCCUGGGGAGAGCUUCAUCACCCCGUAUCUCCUGGGGCCUGACAAGAACUUCACACAGGCAGAGGUGACCAACAUGAUCACGCCAGUGCUGACCUACUCCUACAUGGCCGUGCUGGUGCCCAUCUUCCUGCUGACAGACUACCUGCGCUACAAGCCGGUACUGGUGCUGCAGAGCCUGAGCCACAUCUCCAUCUGGCUGCUGCUGGUGUUGGGCACCUCGGUCCUGGCCAUGCAGCUGAUGGAGUACUUCUACGGUGUCACCAUGGCCACCCGCAUCGCCUACUCCUCCUACAUCUUCUCCCUCGUGACCCCAUCACACUACCAGCGUAUGGCCAGCUACUCCCGCUCCGCUGUCCUCCUGGGUGUCUUCACCAGCUCAGUGCUGGGCCAGCUCUGCAUCACCUUGGGUGGUGUCUCCUUCCUCACCCUCAACUAUGUCUCGUUGGGCUUCGUCAGCUUCGGCCUCAUCCUCACCAUUUUCCUCGAGCAGCCCCAGCGCAGUCUCUUUUUCAACCGGCCUGAGGGGGCUGGUGAUGGGGCUGUGCCCACUGAGCUGGACAAGAUGGCGAGGGGAGACGUCCAAGGGGGGACGCAGGGCUGGCGGGAGGCAGCGCUGUGCCGCAUGCUGCGGGAGGUGGGAGCAUUAGCCAGGCAGCCCCAGCUCCAGCUCUGGUCCUUGUGGUGGGUCUUCAACUCAGCCGGUUACUACUUGAUGCUGUACUACGUGCAGAUCCUCUGGAACGAGAUCUACCCCUCCACGGACAACCGCCAGGUGCACAACGGAGGGGUGGACGCUGCCUCCACGCUGCUGGGGGCUGGUGCCUCCUUCGCUGCUGGCUACGUGAAGAUUCGCUGGACGUUGUGGUCAGAGCUGGUGAUUGGGGUGGUGACAGCUUUCCAGGCGGGGCUGCUCCUGCUCAUGAACACUACCAGCAACAUCUGGCUGUGCUAUGCUGCCUACGUCCUCUUCCGUGGUUCCUACCAGUUCCUGGUGCCUGUUGCCAUUUUCCAGAUCGCUACCUCCCUCUCCAAAGAGCAUUGUGCGCUGGUCUUCGGGGUCAACACCUUCUUCGCCACCGUUCUGAAGACCAUCAUCACCGUCAUCGUGGCUGACAAGAGGGGCUUGGGCUUGUCUGUGCAUCCCCAGUUUUAUGUGUAUUUCGGCUACUUCACGCUGCUGGCGGUUGUCUACCUGCUGUUGGCCGUCGGCGUGGGCAUUCGGUACAGUCGCCGCAAGCAGGCGGCAGAGCUGGCCUUGGCCAAGGAGCUGUGCCAGCUCCCUGCUGAGGUGCCAGCACAGAAGAGCACGGAGGCAGGUGCUGUGCAAGCCUGAGCACCGGCACCAUGACCACUGUGGCCAGGUCUCAGCUCCAUAAGUGAACGUUAGCAUCACUGCGUGCGUAGUCUCCUGUCCCACUGCCGGUCCUUGGCACUGGCCUGUUGAGGACACAACCCCUUAGGACCAGUUUUCUGCUUUAUGAGGGCUGGGCUGUGCCCCCCACCUCAGCCCCAGAUACAACCAGAGCGGGGCAGGAUGCCCAUGGCUGCUGCUGCCAGGUACCACACAGGGAUAGAGAUGGGGUCCGGGGUGUCUCUUGGCCCCCAGCUCCCCAUCAUGGUGCAGAGCCAGGCUACAAGAGGACAACAUUUCUUUAUUCAGUGCCUUUAGAAAAUGGUUUAUAGGACACAACUGACAAAAAAAAAAAAAAAAUAAUUACACAAAAUACAGUAGACUGUAAGAAAUAGAGACCAUGUGACUCGCACAGCUUUUAUGGUAAUAAUUUCCAUACAAUAAUAAAAAGCUAGUUACA